Messenger RNA from Paramuricea clavata, 1305 nucleotides. The record is from the annotation of a GenBank genome assembly. Lineage: Eukaryota; Metazoa; Cnidaria; Anthozoa; Malacalcyonacea; Plexauridae.
AUGCAGAAUAUUGAAAAGGCAACCGAGAAAAGUUCAUAUGAGAAGAUUACAACUUUCGAAGCAUUUUGGAAUAUUUGUAACACAAUCCAAGGUUUACCAAUUCUUUCAAUUGCAUAUGUGAUCCAGUGUGGUGGAAUUGUUUCCCUGAUUUCCCUCAUUGCAGUCUCCUGUACUUCAUGUUACACAAGUUAUCUGAUAGUGGCAUGUAUGUACAUCUGUGAUGACGAGGGACAUGUAGUGCGUGUUCGUCGCUCGUUUGCUGACAUUGGAAGUGCUGUAUGGAUGAAAGGAGGGGGCACCCUAGUUCUGGUAACCCAACUUGUCCAACUAACACUGAUAUGCUCAUUAUAUCCAUUUAUUGUUGGUUCAGUCCUAGAUGCACUUUUCUGCCAACUUGGAAUACCUUUAUGGAUUUGGAUACUACUCAGUGCUCUACCUUUCUUGCCCAAUGCAUUUAUUACCAAUUUAUCCCAAGUCGCGUGGAGCAGUAUUGUAGUAAUAGUUUCCGCUGGAAUUAUAUUUGCAAGUGUUCUAGUGUACUGCGUUGCCUAUAUUGAUAAAUGGGACUGGUCAGUGUUACUUACAUUUGAUGAUGAUAAAUUUCCAGUAGCUAUUAUGUGGUUGAUGUCCAGUUACUUCUCACAGCCUUUUGUGGCAGUUAUCGAAGAAUCAAUGUCGCAGAAAAAGAGAUUUUGUCCAAUUUUAGUUUUCUCGUUCAUUACGAUGACUUUGAUUAACAUUUGCAUGGGUCUUAUUGCAGCAGCUACCUUCUUCCCUGAAACAAAAGAGGUCAUAACCAAUAACCUCCCAGCUGGUCCUUCUAAAAUUAUAGUUGCUUUGACAGCGACCAUGCUAUCUUUCGCAUCAUUCACGCUUCCUAUGUUUACUGUUUUUGAAGUACUAGAACAGUUUUAUGCAGAUAAUCAGAAAACUGCUGAUACGAAAGAGCAACAUAUUCGUCUUUCCACCCGCCAAGUAAUAUACCGUUGUCUUAUAACCACACUGACAAUUCUUCUCGCUGCCAUGCCGAAUUUUUCCCAAGUGGUAGCGUUUUUCAGCAGUGUUACAGGAACAAGUUUGGAAGUGAUUUUCCCGACCGUGUUUCAUAUCAAGUUGUGUUACAAGCGUAUGACAUUAUGGCAACUUGUGCUCGAUGUUCUUAUAUUUAUGUUUGGAGUAACGAUGUUUGUAUGUGGUGUGUAUUUCUCAAUAAGAACUCUUAUUGUAGGAAAUUUUGUAGCAGCAAAUCACGUUCCUCCUCAUUUGCGUCACUGCACACAAAAACCUUUAGAGAAAGUUCAUUAA